AUGCCUUUAUAUCAAAGCAUUAGUCAGCCAUAUCAAAGCAUUAAUCAGCAUAAUAGUCAGUCUGAAAUAAAUCUAUUGAGAAGAUCUUUUAAAAUUAUGCAUAAAAUCAUAUUUUACCAUAUGUUUACUUUUAGUCAGCCAUCUAGUAAAUACCCAUAUUUAACAAUGCUCGAAUCAAUCGAAGAAAUGCAAAGGAAGAUUGAAUACUCUAUUGAAGAAAAAUUGGAAACUUUUCUGGGCAAAAGACUCUUAAACAUAGAAAAAAGAUUAGAAGAAAAUGAUAAAGCAAUUAAUGAAAAAUUUGCAGAAGUGAAUUUUUCUAUUUCAAAGCUAGAAAAUGAAAUCAAAAACCUUAAAUCUUCUUCCUUUAUAUUAGAGCAAUUUUUUAAAUCUAUUGCUUUAUAUAAAAAAAUUUAUAUAUUAUUAUAGCGAUUCUAUUAAAUUUUAUGCAAAAAAAUUAUAUAUUAUUAGCCAUCCUAUUAAAUUUGCAAUAUUAGCAUAAAUUCAUAAAUUAUUAGCAUUUUAUUUAAAAAAAAAUAUUAAGUAAGUAAAAACAAUUUUACUCAUUAAGAAAGGCAGGAGUAAGAUAAAGUUUAAAGACUGGAGGGGGAGGGAAGAAGUAGAGCUUAAAUUUGAAAGUCAAAUAAAUUCAUUUAGUUCGCAAAUUAAUUCAACUUUAAAAGAUCUCAACAAAAAAAUAGAUGAUAUCGCUAUAAGCCAAAGCUUUCAGGAGCAAAAUCUGCCUGACCUAUCACGAAUUAAUCAAGAGCUAGUAGCUAAAAGCUCCGAAAUUCUCAAUAGACUAAAUAAUAGCCCAGAAAUAGAGCUAGAGUUUAGGAAAACUUGCUCAUUGUAUGAAAAUUUGUCAUUGCAUCAAUCAAUAAGCCAAGCAUACCAAGAAUAUAAAGACUCUUAUAGCCAAAUCACUUCGCUUUAUCUUACUAGCCAAUGCAACGAAAAAAAUACUUAUUUGACUGUUUAUGACACUGAAAAUGAAAGAGAAAACGUAAAAAUUUUGGAGACUCCUCAGUCGUUAAACAGUGGGACAUGCAUAGCUCAGCUUCCAAAUGGCGAAUUAUUCUGCUUUGGGAAACGUGAACCGACUUCUGGACUUGCAUUAAUAGUUAGUAAAAAUUGUAAAAUUCGGAAUCUGCCAUUUGGAGCCUAUUGUUAUGGAUCAUCAGCUACACUUUCUUAAUUAAUUAGUCAAAAUUUCAGUAUAUAUUUCAUACCGCAGAUGCUAAGCUAAAAGAUAUAUUUAUUUUAAUAAAGGCGUUUAUUGCUUUGGAGGAACAAAUUAUAAUGGAAAUUUACCCUUAUCAGCUAAUUUGAUUUAUUUCCCCUUUUAAGUUGGGUGCUCCAACCCUUUAAAUUAGAUUAAAUUAAUUUUUCAAUAGGAAUAACAAAAUAUUAUAUUUUAUUAAUCAUUUAAAGAAAAAACAAAGUUAGAAUACUAGUUAAAGAGUUUUAAAACCAGAUUGAUUAUUUUUUGAAUUAAUUCUUUAUAAAUUAUUUUAAAAUUCAAAAAUGCAGGCUAAAUUUAUUUUCAACUUUAUAAAUUUUUUUGUUGAGAAAAAUUUAAUUUAAUUUUUUUAAAAAAAUUGUUCGAAUUUAAAGAGAGGGGGAACUUAG
Molecule: messenger RNA, 1632 nt
Organism: Blepharisma stoltei
Lineage: Eukaryota; Ciliophora; Heterotrichea; Heterotrichida; Blepharismidae
Source: the annotation of a GenBank genome assembly